Pan troglodytes (chimpanzee) is the source of this 1373-nucleotide messenger RNA. It is a transcript of the gene SNF8, whose product is annotated as SNF8 subunit of ESCRT-II. The coding region runs from base 568 to 1266 and encodes 232 amino acids. The transcript has 7 exons. The record is from RefSeq and is a predicted model, not a curated record. Lineage: Eukaryota; Metazoa; Chordata; Mammalia; Primates; Hominidae. Gene Ontology annotation, cellular component: ESCRT II complex. Gene Ontology annotation, biological process: protein transport to vacuole involved in ubiquitin-dependent protein catabolic process via the multivesicular body sorting pathway.
GUAGGAGAAUUGCAUGAACCCAGGAGACAGAGGUUGCAGUGAGCCAGGAUCAUGCCACUGCACUCCACCUUGGGGGACAGAGGAAGACUCCAUCUCAAAAAAAAAAGCAAAAAAAAAAAAAAAAGGCCGGGUGCGGUGGCUAACGCCUGUAAUCCCAGCACUUUGGGAGGCCGAGGUGGGCAGAAAUUGAGGACACUGGGGUGUUAAGUAAUAUAUCCAAGGUUAUAUGGGUAGUAAGUGGUAGAGCUGUUAUUGAUUUAGGUCCUCUGGGGCUUUUCAUUUUAAAUACCUCAGAAUAAAAUGAAAAUAUUGCCUAACCUGUGGCACCCACACCACCAUCAUGACAUCCAGGCACAUACCAGGACAGUGUGUGAGUGAUGGGGGGUGCAGCUCCUGUGCAGUUUUCUUUUCCAGCCCUUCCCUUCUCUGUACGUGCUCCGAGUUGACCCAGUGAUUGUGAUUGGGGAAGAAGUGGAGGAAGCCGUUGAGCAGGAAAAUGGGGCUGUGAGCUGAGGAAAAAUAGUAAACCCAGGCUGUGCUCUUCAAAAGCUCCCACUCACAGGGGAGAUGGCAUGCCGGAAUCAACUGAAAAUGAUGUCAAAGCAGUUGGACAUGUUCAAGACCAACCUGGAGGAAUUUGCCAGCAAACACAAGCAGGAGAUCCGGAAGAAUCCUGAGUUCCGUGUGCAGUUCCAGGACAUGUGUGCAACCAUUGGCGUGGAUCCGCUGGCCUCUGGAAAAGGAUUUUGGUCUGAGAUGCUGGGCGUGGGGGACUUCUAUUACGAACUAGGUGUCCAAAUUAUCGAAGUGUGCCUGGCGCUGAAGCAUCGGAAUGGAGGUCUGAUAACUUUGGAGGAACUACAUCAACAGGUGUUGAAGGGAAGGGGCAAGUUCGCCCAGGAUGUCAGUCAAGAUGACCUGAUCAGAGCCAUCAAGAAACUAAAGGCACUUGGCACUGGCUUCGGCAUCAUCCCUGUGGGCGGCACUUACCUCAUUCAGUCUGUUCCAGCUGAGCUCAAUAUGGAUCACACCGUGGUGCUACAGCUGGCAGAGAAGAAUGGCUACGUGACUGUCAGUGAGAUCAAAGCCAGUCUUAAAUGGGAGACCGAGCGAGCGCGGCAAGUGCUGGAACACCUGCUGAAGGAAGGGUUGGCGUGGCUGGACUUACAGGCCCCAGGGGAGGCCCACUACUGGCUGCCAGCUCUCUUCACUGACCUCUACUCCCAGGAGAUUACAGCUGAGGAGGCCAGAGAAGCCCUCCCCUGACUGCGUGUGGAAGGGCACACAGCAGCAGGCAGGGAGGAGGAGGAGGAGGUGGCAAAUAAACCUGGGCAAUUUUGUUUAUAAAAAAAAUAGAAAAAAAGUUCCAAGUU